Molecule: messenger RNA, 2826 nt
Organism: Solea solea (common sole)
Lineage: Eukaryota; Metazoa; Chordata; Actinopteri; Pleuronectiformes; Soleidae
Product: radixin-like
Exons: 15
Coding region: 282-2027 (581 amino acids)
Biological process (GO): positive regulation of protein localization to early endosome; regulation of cell shape; positive regulation of early endosome to late endosome transport
Cellular component (GO): adherens junction; plasma membrane; microvillus
Molecular function (GO): actin binding; cell adhesion molecule binding
Source: RefSeq, a predicted model, not a curated record
GUCGCAGUUUAUCUCGGCUAUAGCUCCCCAGCGGGACCCUAAAUCGCCUUGUUUAGACUCAGUCGGGUUUCUCUGUCUAUGGGAAUUUGGUUAGUCAAAACACUUAACAGGUUAGGAGGGGGAUCAACAACCGAUACUUUCUUUGUGGAUCACAAACAAACUCACAUCUGAAGAUACGAGGCUUUCUCAUCAACUGCCGGCCCUGUGAUACAAGUGUUGUUGUUUUCCAGUGUUGGAUUCAUCCUCUCAGUCGACAGGUGUCAAAGGGAGAGGAAACAAAGAUGCCAAAACCGAUCAACGUCCGUGUUAUUACCAUGGAUGCAGAGCUGGAGUUUGCUAUCCAGCCUAAUACGACAGGAAAACAGCUUUUUGACCAGGUGGUGAGGACCGUGGGUCUGCGAGAGGUCUGGUUCUUUGGCCUGCAGUAUGUGGACAGCAAAGGCUUUAUUACCUGGCUCAAACUCAAUAAGAAGGUGACCCAGCAAGAUGUGAAGAAAGAGAACCCACUGCAGUUUAAGUUCAGAGCCAAAUUCUUCCCUGAAGACGUCUCAGAGGAGCUGAUUCAGGAGAUCACACAUAGACUAUUCUUUCUCCAGGUGAAGGAGGCCAUCCUGAAUGAUGAGAACUACUGUCCCCCAGAGACAGCUGUGUUACUGGCGUCAUACACUGUCCAGGCCAAAUAUGGAGACUACAAUAAAGAUGUCCACAAGCCUGGCUAUCUUACCCAUGACAGACUGCUCCCUCAUAGAGUCCUGGAGCAACACAAGCUGACCAAGGAGCAGUGGGAGGACAGGAUACAGACAUGGCAUGAAGAACACAUAGGAAUGCUCAGAGAGGACUCGAUGAUGGAGUAUCUUAAAAUUGCCCAGGACUUGGAGAUGUAUGGUGUCAACUACUUUAAGAUCAAAAACAAGAAAGGUACACAGCUUUGGCUGGGUGUGGAUGCCCUAGGCCUCAACAUCUACGAACAUGAAGACAAAUUGACACCGAAGAUUGGCUUCCCCUGGAGUGAGAUUCGAAACAUCUCUUUCAAUGACAAGAAGUUUGCCAUCAAACCUAUUGACAAAAAAGCACCUGACUUUGUGUUUUAUGCCCCACGACUACUUAUUAACAAGCAUAUCUUGGCCUUGUGUAUGGGUAACCACGAGUUGUACAUGAGGAGGAGAAAGCCCGACACCAUUGAGGUGCAACAGAUGAAAGCUCAAGCCCGGGAGGAGAAGCUCCACAAACAAAUGGAGAGGGCCCAGCUGGAGAAUGAGAAGAAAAAACGAGAGCAUGCAGAGAAAGAAAAGGAAAGGAUAGAGCAUGAGAAAGAGGAGCUCAUGGAGAGAUUAAGACAGAUUGAAGAGCAGACAAUGAGAGCUCAGAAAGAGCUGGAGGAACAGACUCGCAGAACACUGGAGCUGGAGCAGGAGAGACGGAGAUCGAGGGAGGAGGCAGAGAGGCUGGAAAGAGAGAGGAAAAUGGCUGAGGAGGUGAAGGCAGAGCUGGCAAAACAGGCUGCAGAUCAGCAGAAGAACCAGGAGCAACUGGCUGCUGAACUGGCUGAAUUCACAGCCAAGAUCGCUCUGCUGGAAGAUGCCAAGAGGAAGAAGCAAGAUGAGACCACAGAAUGGCAGCAAAAGGCUCUUUUAGCCCAGGAGGGUUUGGUGAAGACCAAGGAGGAGUUAAAAGCUGCAGUCACAGUGGUGGCUCCGCCUCCAGGUGGCCACGUAGAGAGUGAGCAUGAUGAGCAGGAUGAGAUUCAUGCCGAGGCCAGUGCUGAGCUGUGCAAUGAAGGUGUCAGCCAGCUCCACCUCCGCAGUGAAGAGGCACGCAUCACUGAAGCCCAGAAGAACAAGAGGGUCAAACAACAGCUGCAGACAUUAAGUUCAGAGUUGGCCCAGGCCAGAGAUGAAACCAAGAAGUCACAAAAUGAUAUGCUCCAUGCCGAAAAUGUGAAAGCAGGCCGAGACAAAUACAAAACGCUGCGCCAGAUCCGUCAGGGCAACACAAAGCAACGCAUCGAUGAAUUUGAGUCCAUGUGAGAAUAUGGUCCUCUCUGCCCCUCAGCAGCUACUUGGUUUUCAUGGACGGAAGCUGCCAUUCUUGUUAUUCCGAAAGAAAUGAUCUUGUUCUUGUUCUCCACUCUGAAGUCUGAGUAUACAGAGCUGCUUCAAACUGCAGAUUUCAUCUGUCAUCAGUAAACACAGGGAGAAGACAAACUGUCGGUUAGGGCUGCAACUAACGAUUAUUUCUAUGCUACUUGGUAAUCUACUUAGCAUUUGCAAGACCUAAAGUUAAGUUGAACAGUUGUUUUAAACAUCACGUAAAUAGUUUUAUACUGUAUAAAUAAAGACAUUGCAGUAUUUUAACAGUUCAAUUUCAGGUUGAAUAUUAAGAACAUUCAUCCAUCUUCUACCGCUUUGGCACAGCUCCCCCCCACAUGACCCUCAUGUGGGGGGGAGCUGUGCCAAUCUCAGCUGACAUAGGGCAGUAGGCGGGGUACACCCUAAUAUCAAGAACAAUGUUUUCUAAUUUUGAUAAAAAAUACUUUUUCUUUAAGAAAUGCAAACAGGGAAAUGAGCCAUCUGACUUGUCAUAUGGCAGGUUUUGAUCAAACGAAUGUAGCAAAGGUAUUAAAGGGAAGUGUUUUUUACUUUCUCGAGGUUGAAGAACAGCAUUUGCCACUGUGCUGUCACACCCGACCUUAAAUGUGUUACAAAGAUAAGCUAAGGUUGCACGUUACGUGAGUUUUAUGUUUGCAUUAGCAUCAGUGUUUCAUUCCCAGUCACCAUAGCCUACCAGCUCACAGCAGAACCCAAGGUAUUAAAAGGAAGAGAAGGA